Messenger RNA from Diutina rugosa, 2217 nucleotides. RefSeq names its product ferric reductase family protein. Bases 1 to 2217 code for a protein of 738 amino acids. Gene Ontology annotation, cellular component: plasma membrane. Gene Ontology annotation, biological process: copper ion import; iron ion transport; intracellular iron ion homeostasis. The transcript has a single exon. The record is from RefSeq and is a predicted model, not a curated record. Lineage: Eukaryota; Fungi; Ascomycota; Pichiomycetes; Serinales; Debaryomycetaceae. Gene Ontology annotation, molecular function: ferric-chelate reductase activity.
AUGAUACCAUCGCUACGGUGGACAGCCACGGCUUGUUGUGCUGUGCUCGCUGCCACUGCUGGUGCUGCCAGCGUACCUUACUACUGGGAUGAGCCCCACCAGAUGUUGUUUGCCUGUAAUGCCCAGAUCCAGCAGUACCUGGACUUCUGCUAUGAUCUGGAUUUGGUUUGUGCCUAUAAUAACUGGCCAUGCCCCUGUUUCGAUAUGGAUGCUCGAGGUUCGCUUGCCGGUUGUCUUCGCAAUGCCGGUGUGUUCAAUAAUGAGUACUUCGAGGCGUUCUUCGACUUGUGUAAGACCUGGAACGUGACGCUUAACGAAACACAUAUGCUCGAUGCCCUCAGCUACUACAAUGAGUAUGCUAAGGAGUACACGCCUCUGGACUACCCGGACCAGUUACGCAAUAUCACAACGCCAAUCUUACUUAAUGGCACUGAUACCUUAGCCUACGCCGAGCUGAUGUGCAAGUUCUUGGAUAACUUCAAUAUUCUGACUUAUUAUGGCACAGGGAUGCUUGGGUACUGGGUGGUGAUCUUAAUUCUCGGAGCAUUGGCUAAUUUCGCUAAAUUGAUGAUGCCUGGUCUCAUGAGACACUUAAAUGGCAAAAUGCUGGUGUGGAUCAGACGUUACAUUACCCUUCCUGCCGUUCACCGAAAGAAGACCAACAACACUCAAUGGGCGGGUAUCUUCCAGGCGUUGCUUCCACUGCGAUACGAGCUGAUUGUGGUGACAAUAUGGGUAAUAUUGGUGGUGGUUCUUGUCUGUGUGGACGUUGUCCCUCCACACGACGACCCCUUGUUCCCUAGUCGGCAAAUCGGUACUCUUCGUUUCGUUGCUGGCCGCUGUGCCGUCAGUUGUGGUAUGCUUGUCCCGCUUUUAAUCCUAUUCGGGCUGAGAAAUAACCUCCUUCUUUGGAUUACUCACUGGAGUUACUCGACAUUUCUCACCUACCAUCGGUGGAUUGGCCGAGUAGUGUUUUGUCUCGCCUCUGUCCACGCUAUAACCUUCAGCUAUGCCAUGAAUUCAUUAGGUGUAGGCAACUAUGGUGAGAUGAUGCGUCGUGAUUAUAUGGUUGCCGGCACCGUGGCAACUGUUGCUGCUGGUUUCAUCGUCUUCCAAGGGUUCCUCGUGCUUAGACGUACCAAAUAUGAGCUAUUUGUGGCGUUACACAUCCUUUUAGCCCUUCUUUUCAUUGGCGGCAGUUGGGGCCAUGUGAUGCGGUUUAAUCACCACCAGCCAUACGUGGCGGCAACAGCCGUCUGGGCUUUCGAUCGUGUCAUCCGUCUUUGGAGAUUGAUCAAUUUCGGCUGUCCCAAAGCUCAACUUACAUUGAUUGCUGACGAAACAAUCAGAGUUACCGUCCCCAUUCGCUCCGGGUGGACACCGAAACCUGGAGGGUUUGCCUUUGUGUACUUUAUUCGUCCGCUGUGUUGGUGGCAACUGCAUCCAUUCACUUUCAAUCAACUGGUGGUCGAUGGCGGUAAACUUGUGUUUUACUGUAAAGUGAAGGGAGGGAUGACCCAUGGUCUUUACCAGCACUUGAAGCAGUGUCCUGAUCAAACGGCCAGUGUGAGAGUCUCAGUGGAAGGUCCCUAUGGCGGUGCUAGUCCCGUCAAACGGUACAAUAACGCCAUCUAUGUCGCUGGUGGUAAUGGUGUCCCUGGCCCUUACUAUGAGGCGUACCACUUAGCCAAGACACGCAAGGACUCCAAGCAGACUAUUCGCUUAUUCUGGGUAAUCAGAGAAUACCAGCUGGUGCUCUGGUUCUAUGAAGAACUCAUGGCCCUUAAAAACACUAAGAUCGAGUGUGUGGUGUACGUUACCCGACCCAAUCUGAUUCCAUUCUCUCGGGAAGAGUAUUUGAGAGUGAGACGACCAGCUAAACGGCUAGCGGGCGAUGUAAUACCGAUGGAAAUGAGCCUUUCAUCGCAACUGCUGAUCGGCUACAGCUACGAUAAGCACGACCAGUAUGAAGGCAAAGACCUUCCCGAUGCAGUCUUAGCCCAAAUUAAACUCGAUUUGUACUUUGUCAAGUUCAUUGAGGGCCGUCCUCUGAUGAACGAAUUGGUACAGACAACAAUUGACACCACUCAGGGGCUGGUAGGGUUUGUCACCUGUGGCCACCCGAUUAUGGUCGAUGAUUUACGCCAGGCGGUGAUUAAUCAUUUGGAUGCGGGGCCAAGAUUAGACUUUUUCGAACACUUACAAGUGUGGGCGUAA